Molecule: messenger RNA, 2210 nt
Organism: Mollisia scopiformis
Lineage: Eukaryota; Fungi; Ascomycota; Leotiomycetes; Helotiales; Mollisiaceae
Exons: 4
Coding region: 162-1982 (606 amino acids)
Molecular function (GO): protein binding
Source: RefSeq, a predicted model, not a curated record
GGAACACGGUACUCUACUACUCUAUCAUCCAUCAUCCAUCAUCCAUCACAAAUCAAAAACUUCAAUCAGAACCUUGGCAGGUCUUGUGUCAUCUCCAAAAAAAAACUCAUACAGAAGAGACCUCUGGAAUCAUUCACUUCUCACUCAGAUCGCUGUUCAUCAUGCCUUCCAAUCAGGCUAAGGCUAUUCCAGAGCCUCAGUGGAACCAACACAGGGAUGAUAUCAUAGAUCUCUAUUUGACGGAAAACAUGGCAGUCAUUUGCGAGAAGAUGAAAGAGCGUGGAUUCUCGGCAACGGAAUCACAAUACGAAUCGCGUCUUCGCAAAUGGAAAAUCCAUAAAAAUGGAACGAAGGAGGAUUGGAAGAAUGUCUGUAGGCUCGUACGAAUCAGAGCUGAUCAGGGCAAAGGUUCAGAUGUCUACAUGCACGGCAAACUCAUUCCAGCCGACAAAGUCAAGAGGUGGACUUCGCGAUUCCUUACGCCUAUGGAAUUGAAUAACGUCCAUCAAGCACGCCAUCCACAGGCCCCGGAUAGUUUUACAAUCAAGUCUCCCAAAGAGGAAACUUCGUUUCGCUUUCCAACACCAGAGACACAAAAUGCCUUGCCAAUUCGAGAAAUAAUGACCGCCAACCUUCCAUCUUGCCGUCUCAGUCAAUCCAUUGCCUUACGUGGUUUGACUUUCACCUUGGGGCCUACGCCCAACUCGAGAUACAUAAACCCGAGACUCCUAUCUGGUCCUAGCUCAAGCCUCAGUCAAGAUCAAGAACCAACCGGAACGGACAACGGGUCAAAUUUGUACAACAAUGCCCUCCAGCUCAUUUCCGACUUUCGGAACGGAACUUUUUCCAAUUUGAAUCCACUCGUCUCAACCCUACGCUUGUUGAUGCCCGCUGUCAUACUUCGGGACUUUGAGGGGCCCAACUUGAUUCUGAACGAGGAGUUUGUGAAUUCAGCUUUGACCCGACUCGUCAUAUUCACAACAACCAACAACUUUGCUGGUCUGGAGAGCCUCCCUAGCAAUAUUAUAGAAUGCUUACGAAAUCCAACAAAUAUGCGACUGCUUGAGGAACUUCAAUCCACCCCGGGCCUUGAAGUCGAAGGUUUUGCAGAAAAUCUUUUUUGCGCUUCUGUUGCAUCUGGGAACGCUGGCAUUGCUGAGUAUCUCCUUCGAACGAGUAACUUAGACUCCAACCAACUAGUGUGCAGUCGUGAAGGAUGGCGGUUCACCCCAAUACAACUGGCUGUUGCGCUAGGAAGCACGGAGGUCACAAGGAUUCUCAUUCGAGCGAAAGCCGACCUCAACAAAUCACUGCUAGCGAUAAACCCCCCGGUCCUACGAACGCUAAACAUAGCGGUUUCGGAAAUGAAAGAUCCUUUCUUUUGGAAGGUUCACACUGAUCUUAAGCUUGUGCGCAUGCUGCUGGAGGCUGGCGCCGUAUUGGGCAUGGAUGAACUCGAAAGCGAUAUCUACUCGGGUGAUGUGAAAGUGGAUGCCGUGGUACUUCUCAUCACUUCCUAUUUUAGUGCAAGUGCCACUAGACAUAUUGCAGGACGGAUUCUCGGGAUGCUGCUGCAAGAAAAAUCAGACCGUAUUCCAUGUGACCUCAAACCACCGGAUUUCACCUGGAAUGUCAUCAUUGGUAUCUUUGAUAGAGAUCCCAUGGCCAUAAAUCUCAUUCGAAGUUACAUGGAUAAUCAUGCGAAUUUACAUCCAGCACUCGAUGUCAUUGCAGGAGAGGGUCACCUUGAGCUGGUCAAGGCACUUCUUAGGCCUGGAGAAAUACCAACAACACAUAUCCUCAUUCGCGCAAUACAUAGUGGUAGUGUGGAGUUGGUGGAGUACCUUCUGGAUGUAGGAGCCGAUGCCAAUGGUCAUGUUGUUACUUCAACCAAGAGAAAUAUGACUCCAAUAGCAGAAGCAAUUUGGUCAGGAAACGCUGUAAUUGUUGAGCUCCUUAAAGCUAAAAUUGGAUGGCUGUAGGUUAGGGACAAGCCUUAGUAUGCCACUGCUUUGGUUGCAGUUUCAGAGGUUGGAGACUUGGAACUAGUUCGUGAACUCCUCAACAUGGGGUCGAUUCUUGAUGAAUACGAGCUGUUUGCGCCUCUAGCAGCAUCUAUGCGAGAAAAGCACGAAAAGAUUGCUAUGAUGAUCUUCGAGAGUAUAGAAGCUACACUACGGUCGAAAAAUAUUCAAACCCUAUAUCUCGAC